UCAUGUUUAUUUAAAUAAACGGAUGUUUUUAAAAAGAAACAUAAACAAGCUAGCCAUCAAACCUGUAAUUUAAAGCUGUGUCGUUAACGUAAUCGUGUUUUUUUUGUUUUUUUUUUCUUAAAGACUGUACAGCUGUACAACGCAGGUCCACAGAGCUAAUUAAAGAAGGCGACUGUACUUCACUACAGUAAAUCCGAGUGCACGCUGCCAGCGCUCUCCAAACCGGCACCAGCGGCGCGUAGUACUGCGAGCGCACCAUGUUCCAUGCCCAGUCUUGCAGGUUGAAGAACUUGCCCCGAUUUCCUGUCACAUGGUUGGUAAUAGGAUCCUUGCUUUCUGCUAUCUCUCAUGUCUGUAUGAUUCCGAUCAGCAGUGAGUUAAGAGACCAGAUGUGUUUAGAGGUAGCUUUAACUUGAAACGCUCGCAACUUGAUUUUUCAGAUCAGGGAGGCGCUGCGUCUAUAACAAGAAGUCACCUGCGACUCCCCCUGUUCAAAAAACAUUAAGAUCAAGCUGUGGGUGUCUUCACAGCCUGCAGUUUGGGAGAUUUGGAGAUGGAUUCUUUCACUGUUUCCGUCCUCAUUGUAGCUGGAUUUAUGCUCGCACUCUCUUCUGCACAGUUUGAAACGGAGUGCUACACGGCGAAUGGAGAAGAUUACAGAGGCAAGCAGAACCAGACCUGUCUUCACGGAGGGAAGCCCUGUCUGUACUGGAACGAGACCUUCCAACACCCCUACAACACAAUGAAAUACCCCAACGGAGAGGGGGGGCUUGGGAAACACAACUACUGCAGAAACCCAGACGGUGAUGUCAGGCCCUGGUGUUACAUUGCUGAUCACGAGGACAGUGUUUACUGGAAGUACUGUGACAUUCCCACAUGCCAGAUGCCAGGAAACCUGGGCUGCUUCAAGGACAGUGGGGACCCUCCUGCACUGACAGGCAGCAGCGAGACUUCGAACAAACUAACCAUUCAGAAUUGUAUCAGUUUCUGCAGAAGCAAAAGAUACAAGCUUGCAGGGAUGGAGUCCGGCUAUGCCUGUUUCUGUGGGAAUGAUCCAGACUACCGGCGACAAGGGGAGGCUGCCAGCACAGAGUGCAACCACGUGUGCUUCGGGGACCAUACCCAGCCCUGUGGAGGAGAUGGGAGAGUCAUCAUCUUCGACACACUGGUAGGGGCUUGUGGAGGAAACUAUAGCAGCCAGACGGGAGUGAUUUACUCCCCGGAUUUCCCAGAUAACUAUGGGAGCAGUCGGGUGUGCUACUGGACCAUCCAGGUUCCGGGUUCAUCGCUGAUCCUCUUCAACUUCACGUUCUUCGAUGUCAGGGACCCCUCGGACAUGGUGGAGCUGCUGGACGGGCACACCAAUCAGGUGGAGGCUCGGUUCGACGGCAGCAACCCCCCACAGCGUGCUGUCAAUGUUUCAUCCGACUUCGUCAUCUUGUACUUUUACUCUGACCGGAUCAACCAUGCCCAAGGAUUUGCAAUGUUAUACCAAGCUAUGAAGGCUCAGGCACCGAAAGUGAUUGAGGAGAAGAUCAAUUACACUGAACCUGAGUUGGAAGUGAUAACUGAGGGCGCCAAUCUGAGUUCGAAUUCCGGAAGAUCCUCACAGAUCUUUUAUGUCAUUACUUCCAGCCCCAGCAAACAGGAUCACCCCAUGCCAGUGUGGACUAUCUAUGCCUUGGCUACACUUCUAAUCCUGACUGCCAUAGCGAUGGUUGCAAAGAUGCUUCUACAUGUAACUGUUAGAUCACCACCAAUCACCAGCUCAGAAGACUGCAACCAAAAUACAUCAUCCGAACCCUGGAUCAUCUUUUACAGGCCUUCCACCAUCUCCUUCUUCAAGAAAAAGCUAAAGGACCAUCAUGGAGAUCUCAGUCCCCUCGUCGGCAACUAAGCGCUGGAGAAACCUGGAGGAAUGCUCUCCACAAGGACAGAAACAGCACGGCAGAAUCGAGGACAUAUCUACCAGACUGGUAGCCAUCAGCAUCAACCGUACACCCAAUCAACUGAAUGACUGAACAAUCUUUGGUCAGACAUGUGGGAAUCGGUGCUCAAUCAUGUUUUCUGGAACACAGGCAGUUGUAACUCUUGAGGGACAUGCAUGGUUUCCCAGGGUCAAACGAAGCACUUACCACAAUACACCAGAGGCUGAUGGAUUUGAACAGAGCAGUUAAGAGAGAACUCUUCCCAUAGCUACAGAACUUCUCAUGGUUCGUCAUACAGCCAGUAGCAUGCAGCACUCCAGGAUACAAGAAAACAGAAAGAGCUGGAAUCUAUUAAAACAUCAUACUUAACAACAGCAAGUUGGGAUCAGUGGACAACACAAGGGUCAUUGCCAUUGUUCUUACCCAAAAAUCCAGUUGGGAUUUGUCAUUUUCGUCGCAAAAGCCAAGGACUGCAAAACUUGGUCAUCACGUCAGUGAAAAAUCAAAUGCAGUUGAUCUGCAAAAUGCAUUUAAUAUUAAGAGAACGACUCUAGUGGAUGUAAGAAAAAUACAAUUAUGUAGUGCAUCUACAGCAUGAUUCGCACGGCAGUCAAAACCAGAUGUCCUCAUAGUUGGACAAGAGCAAAGUACAUCUCGUAGUCUCCAAGACGUGAACUAGUUUUCAUCAAGGAAAGUCUGUAAGUUCAAAAUUAAAUGCGAUGUUGUGACCAGAGAGGGCGCUUUUGUGCAUGAUUUGUAAACAGUGAACCGGAUGUAAGUAACUUCUACAAGAUGGAGGAAGAACAAAUCGUAUCAACAGAGCGACUUUUUAUUUCACUGUACCUUCUUUUCUAAAGGCCACAGCGCCUUGACAAUGGCAAAUAACCACAUCAUCCGUUGACUGGUAUGUAUUUCCAUGAGUACCUUCAAAUGUUUCAUUCAAAGAAUCAAUUUUUUUCACCAAUUAUGUUUUGUAUUUUUGCCCAUCCCCAAUUUGGUUAUGCCCAAUUGUAGCAUUUUACUGAACUCUAGAAUCUCAGGACAGAUCGUACCUGUUGGAUAUUCUAUUAUGGUUUAUUAUUGUAAAGGCUGGUAUUGCUUUGAGGCGAAUACCCUGGAAAUGCUGAUCUCAAUUGUAACAUGACACUGACACGGUCGAUUGGCACUGGACUACAAAGACAGGACCUCUGAGAAAAUUAUCAGGGAUAAAAAGAAAUGGGCGAUUCGCACAGGACUACAUCUCACCGAUGUCUGAAUUCCGAGGCCACCUGUUUAUAAACUGAUCUUUCGUUCCGUGCGGGUCAGGCUUGUGUAGUACUUCUUACAUCCACUAGAGUGUCACGGGGGGUUAGAGGUCACACUCCAGGCGUUCUUGAAGGUUAGACUUGAUUCCGAGAGGCAUGCUGAGGCUACAGGGGAUGUGAUGACUGAAAAUUAUACAAACAGUGAAUCUAAACAAGGCGAAUACUGUAGUGAAAAUCACGCUGAUAUUUUAUUCACACACACUCUUUUACAGCACUUGAAUUAUAUGUUAUCUGCACUGUGACAUCACAAGGACUGCAUUUUAAACACAGGCCAAUAGUCUGCAGUUUUAUUUUGCAAUACUAAAUUGUUGAUUUUUUUUUUUGUAAAUAGCUGGAGAAAGUCAACAAGGUGCUGAAUUGCAUUGACAAAUCAAACAGAACGAUAUAAUAUGUCAUUGUUCCCAAGGGUAAUACUACUGCCCUGGAAAGGGUAAAACAACAAGGACAGUCUAUCAGGAUCUCAUUUAGGACAAACAAUUUCUUAUUCCUGGUAGAAACCAGGAGACUUUUAGCUGACUUCAAUGAUGACUUCAAAAUGAUUGCUAAACUAGUCAGACAGUUCACCCUGCCAAACUGUAUGAGCUUCUUGGAGAUCAGAGUGCUGUAGGCAUAUGGGUGUACAACCUUCUUGUUCAUAACACGUUGUAGGUUAUUGUUUUUUUUUGU
This is a messenger RNA of Polyodon spathula (Mississippi paddlefish), 3898 nucleotides long. RefSeq names its product kremen protein 1-like. Lineage: Eukaryota; Metazoa; Chordata; Actinopteri; Acipenseriformes; Polyodontidae. Gene Ontology annotation, cellular component: plasma membrane. The record is from RefSeq and is a predicted model, not a curated record. Gene Ontology annotation, biological process: multicellular organism development. The transcript has 9 exons. The coding region runs from base 554 to 1897 and encodes 447 amino acids.